Molecule: messenger RNA, 459 nt
Organism: Impatiens glandulifera
Lineage: Eukaryota; Viridiplantae; Streptophyta; Magnoliopsida; Ericales; Balsaminaceae
Product: blue copper protein 1b-like
Exons: 2
Coding region: 1-459 (152 amino acids)
Cellular component (GO): plasma membrane
Molecular function (GO): electron transfer activity
Source: RefSeq, a predicted model, not a curated record
AUGGCCUCAUACUUUAACCUAUUCUUUGCUAUUGUCAUUUCCCUUGCCAUUCUUUUUCCGAUCACUAUCAUCGGAACUGACUUCGUCGUCGGAGAUUCUAGUGGAUGGACAGUAAACUACAACUAUACAGCUUGGGCUCAAGGCAAAAAGUUCUAUGUUGGAGACAAACUAGUGUUCAACUAUCCGAAGGGGAGCCACAAUGUUUUCAAGGUAAAUGGAACGGCUUUCGCUAACUGCACAAAGCCAUCACUAGAUCUAGCGAUGACCUCGGGAAAUGAUGUUAUAACCCUAGCUGCCGAGGGAAAGAAGUGGUAUAUUUGUGGUGUGGCCAACCACUGCAGCGAACUCAAUCAAAAGCUUGUCAUCGAUGUCUCUAGUGCGAGUCGAUUCUCCUCCAUGUCUGGCCUCCACUUGGCUGUACUUGCAAUGACCGCGAUACUGGCUGUGGUCCUAGCCUAG